Messenger RNA from Sphenostylis stenocarpa, 1719 nucleotides. NCBI's taxonomy places the organism in Eukaryota, Viridiplantae, Streptophyta, Magnoliopsida, Fabales, Fabaceae. The record is from the annotation of a GenBank genome assembly.
AUGUCAGUUUUGAUAGCAGCGGAGACUUCAUCCAUUACACAAUCCCAGUCCCUAAGUUACAGACAGACCAUAGUUUCCCCACGUGGAAUCUUUGAACUCGGUUUCUUCAACCUUCGAAAUCCCAACAAAAUCUACCUCGGGAUUUGGUACAAGAAUAUCCCACUUCAAAACAUAGUUUGGGUUGCAAAUGGUGGCACCCCAAUCAGGGACUCUUCUGCCAUCUUGAAACUAAACAGUUCUGGUAAUUUGGUCCUCACACACAACAACACGGUUGUUUGGUGCACAAUUUCUUCAGAAAAGACACAGAAUCCAGUGGCAGAGCUUUUGGAUUCUGGCAAUCUUGUGAUAAGAGAUGAGAAUGAAGCAAAGGCAGAGGCAUAUCUGUGGCAAAGCUUUGAUUAUCCAUCUAAUACAAUGCUGCCAGGAAUGAAGGUUGGAUGGGACCUCAAAAGAAAUCUUAGUACUUUCCUGAUAGCUUGGAAGAGUGAUGAUGAUCCCACCCCAGGAGACUUAUCUUGGGGCAUUACCCUGCACCCUUAUCCUGAGAUCUAUAUGAUGAAGGGAACAGAAAAGUACCAUAGAGUUGGACCAUGGAAUGGUUUGCGUUUCAGUGGAAGGCCACUUAUGACGCUUAAUGACCCCAUUUACCGUUAUGAGUUUGUCUCCAACCAGGAAGAGAUUUAUUACAGAUGGAGCCUUAAGCAAACUAGUUUAGUAACAAAAGUGGAACUUAACCAAAGUGCACAAGAAAGUCAACGUUAUUUAUGGUCAGGGAAAUCAUGGACUUUGUAUUCAACAAUGCCAGAAGACUACUGUGAUCAUUAUGGAGUUUGUGGAGCCAAUACAUAUUGCACCACUUCUGCAUCACCAAUCUGUGAAUGUUUAAAAGGGUUCACGCCUAAGUCUCCCGCAAAAUGGAACUCAAUGGAAUGGUCCGAAGGGUGUGUCCUCAAAAAUCCAAUUAGAUGCAAAGACAAGCUGGGUGAUGGUUUUGUCUCCAUGGAUGGCUUGAAAGUGCCGGAUACAAAUUAUACGUAUGUGGAUGAGACUAUUGAUCUUAAGCAAUGCAGAACCAAGUGCUUGAAUAGUUGCUCCUGCAUGGCAUAUACCAAUUCAAAUAUAAGUGGUGCAGGCAGUGGCUGUGUCAUGUGGUAUGGUGAUUUAUUUGACAUCAAACUGUAUUCAAAUCCAGAAAAUGGGCAGCGUCUAUAUAUAAGGUUGAAUUCUUCAGAAUUAGACGUGAAAGGGUCUAUCGGGCACAAGAAGAACUCUAAACUAAUAUUUGUAACCUCCAUUGCUGCAAUUUUCGGAGUGAUGCUUGCUAUCUAUUUUGUCUACAGAAGGAACACUAUAGAGAAGUCAAAGACAAAAGAGAAAAUUGAAAGACAGCUAGAUGUUCUGGAUGUGCCAUUGUUUGAUCUUGUAUCAAUCACAACCGCCACUAAUAAUUUCUCAUUGAAUAAUAAGAUUGGCCAAGGUGGCUUUGGACCUGUAUAUAAGGGAAAAUUUGUGGAUGGUCGAGAAAUUGCUGUCAAGAGACUUUCAAGCAGCUCUGGACAAGGAAUAACUGAGUUCAUAACUGAAGUGAGUUUGAUUGCAAAGCUUCAACACCGAAAUCUUGUAAAGCUCCUUGGUUGUUGCUUUCGAGGAAAAGAAAAGUUACUAGUAUAUGAGUACAUGGUUAAUGGCAGCCUGGACAAAUUCAUUUUUGGUAUGUAA